Molecule: messenger RNA, 5533 nt
Organism: Mercenaria mercenaria
Lineage: Eukaryota; Metazoa; Mollusca; Bivalvia; Venerida; Veneridae
Product: transmembrane protein 43-like
Exons: 12
Coding region: 110-1291 (393 amino acids)
Biological process (GO): nuclear membrane organization
Cellular component (GO): nuclear inner membrane
Source: RefSeq, a predicted model, not a curated record
UAUAGUAUCGGAUAUUACUAACUAUGACUAAUUUUAAAUGAAAUCGACGUGUCUUUAUUACGGCGCCGUGUAAACACUGACGAUUACUUCCGGCCAAGAUAAUUUAAAAAUGGAGCGAGGUAGAACAAGAGUGACAUAUCAGAGAAACCCAGGAUUUUUUGAAAGGAUUGGUGGUAGUUUAGUUGGAAUACUUGUUGGAUUAGUGUUGUUAGUUGUAGGAUCAUGUUUGCUGUUUUGGAAUGAGGGUAGAGCCGUACAGACAGCCAAGUCCCUUGAUGAGGGUUUGAACAUGGUGGUAAAGUUACCAAAUGUACAAGUAGUAUCGAUGGAGAAUAAUGGAAAACUUGUACAUUUGAUAGGAGAUCUUCAAACAGAUAGGGCAUUGAGUGACCCUGAGUAUCGUGUGGCUGUGCAUGCUGUGAAGCUGAACAGAGUAGUAGAGAUGUACCAGUGGCAGGAACAUGUCACAGAAAGGAAAUAUGAUGAAGGAAAUGGUCAGACACGGGUAGAAAAAGAGUAUUCAUACAGUCAAACAUGGUCGUCUAGUGUUAUCAGAAGUAAUGGUUUUGAUGAUUCCUUCAACCACAGAAAUCCAGGCUCAAUUCCGGUGGAGAGCAGGUCAUACGUAGCUUCCAAUGUCAAUGUAGGUGAAUUUAUCCUUUCUGAAGGAUUGAAGUCGAGGAUCAGUAAUUUCAAGCAGUUACGGAUGGAGCAUCACCAUGUGUCAGACAGACAUGAUGUGAGAGUGUUUGAUGGGAUGAUAUAUCAUAGUGCUGAUCCAGUACAUCCACAGACUGGGGAUACAAGAAUAAAGUUCGAGUAUGCUGGAAUCAGUGGAAGGUCUCAGCUUGGACCUCAAACAACUGUGAGUAUUAUAGCAAGACAGCUGGGUGCAAAAUUAUUGCCUUAUCAGACACUGGCAGGAGAUGUUCUGGAAAUUCUGUAUGAGGGAAGUUACUCAGCAAAGGAGAUAUUUGGCAAGGAAAAGAUGCAGAAUUCGAUACUUACCUGGGCAAUUAGAUUUGGAGGGUGGCUUCUCAUGUUCAUAGGAUUUGGAUGUUUAACCAGUAUAGUCACUACAUUAGUCGACUGGUUACCAAUCAUACGAGACGUGGUUGCUAUGGGUGUGUUCUUGAUGAACCUCAGUUUGUCGAUCAGUCUGUCGUUAACAAUCAUCGCAAUAGGAUGGAUCUUUUACCGACCCCUGCUGGGCCUCUCAAUACUGGCACUGGCUCUCACACCAUUUAUAAUGUCCAGAAUGAGUGCUGGGUCAUCUAGAAGAAUUGACUGAUCUCUGUACUGUAGUGUUUGAUGGUUUAAAAUGAUGUCCUGUGGAUCUGAGGAAUCCGAUUUAAGACAACUGUUAUAAUAUAAUAUGGUCGAAUGUUAUCUGCUCAAAACUGAACCAUGUCAAACUUCGUUUUUCAACUUUUCUUAGAUGUAAAAAAUAUUAUCAAAGGCUUUUCUGUGAUAAUGAAGAAACAUGUUACAGUUACCAUUUUAGAUGUACCAUUUAUGAUGGCAUUGUAUGUAGUUAUAGAGACUUAUAGAGUAUAGACUGUUUUUAUAAGUCAUCAAAAAGUUUUUUAUAAAUCCAUUAAUUCUGAAUUCCAUGAAAGAUUAUUUACAAAGGAAUAUAUAUGUAUUAUUAAAUACCUAAAAUAAGGACCCAAUUUCUUAAAUCUGAAGAAAAUGAAAAUGUGUUUACUCUUGAGUGCCUGCAUGUUGUAAACACUCAUUGAUAAUCAUUUGAUUUUUUUUUUGAAACUGAAAAGGUAUAAGCUAUUGUUUUUCUGUUCUGUGCAAACACUGACAAAUUUUCUUCAAAGGUAAAAAAAAAAACAAAUGGUAACUUUAGUUUCUAUCUUGAUUCUGCUGACUGGGGAGUGUUUUUAUUUUAUUGUAUGUAACUGUAUGAAUAAUAACAGAUACAUUCAAACUACAGCAAGCUUAAAACAUGCUACGAAACAACCUCCACGUGGGAAUAUUGUCAAACAAUUAUUUUUGCGUCCAAGCAAAGCAUGUGACGAUGGUAAAACCAUGUGAUCCUAAAAUGGCGACAUGCUAUGCAAAACGGCUGGUAAAUCAAAUGUGUGCCAUAAUCUACAGGCAAAUGGACAUUUAUGUCACAAACUUUAAAAACAUAAUGAAAGUAUUCAGUGUAUAUAUAUUUUGCAGUAUGUGAUUUGUCAAAUUCUCUGACUGUACUCAAAAUACUGUCAAAUAAUUUCAUUGUUUACAUUUUUAGCAGAUGCACAUCACAAGACAAGAAAAAGAAGUUAUUUUAGUAUUACUACAUUAUAUUUUUUUAGUUUUGUGCUCGUUUUACAAGCAAAAUAUAUGAUAUUUAGCUAUUGAGUUACAAACUUUUACAACAAAAUUUCAAAAAAAAUGUAAAAUAUAGCUCGGCUGAAAUUCAUAAAAGGAAGUGACAGUGUUUGAGUUUGGAUACAAAAUGGCACAGUUAAUGCUUCUUUUCUAGGUUAAUGAGAUAAAAUGAAUUAAAAUAACUGUACUUGACCUUUAUAGAGAUAAUGAAAUGAUAAAGUUUGUACUAUGACUGUAGUUGGAAUGUUAUUGUGCACAAUGACUGUACUUGUGAUGUUAUUGUGUACAAUGGCUGUACUUGUGAUGUUAUUGUGUACAAUGGCUGUACUUGGUAUGUUAUUUUGUACAAUGGCUGUACUUGGCAUGUUAUUGUGUACAAUGGCUGUACUUGGUAUGUUAUUGUGUACAAUGGCUGUAGUUGGAAUGUUAUUGUGUACAAUGGCUGUACUUGGUAUGUUAUUGUGUACAAUGGCUGUACUUGGCAUGUUAUUGUGUACAAUGACUGUACUUGUGAUGUUAUUGUGUACAAUGACUGUAGUUGGAAUGUUAUUGUGCACAAUGACUGUACCUGUGAUGUUAUUGUGUACAAUGAACUUGGCAUGUUAUUGUGCACAAUGGCUGUACUUGGCAUGUUAUUGUGUACAAUGACUGUACUUGGCAUGUUAUUGUGUACAAUAACUGUACUUGGCAUGUUAUUGUGUACAAUGACUGUACUUGGUAUGUUAUUGUGUACAAUGACUGUACUUGGCAUGUUAUUGUGUACAAUAACGGUACUUGGCAUGUUAUUGUGUACAAUGACUGUACUUGGCAUGUUUUUGUGUACAAUGACUGUACUUGGUAUGUUAUUGUGUACAAUGAGUGCUUCUGUAUUGAAAUAUGUAUAUAUUAUCAGAAACUUUUAAUGCAAAUUUUGCCAAGUGUAAAAUGUAUGAAACAUUACAUUAUCUAAGUUAAAAAGGAAAAGAAAAUUCCAUUUAGCUUUGAUGAUUUUUUUUAGAACAUAUGCAAUAGAGAAUAUUUGUUUGUUUUAGUGUAAGAUCGAAAUAUAUUUCACCGAGUGAACACUAUCAUGCGAUAUUUUCACGAGUGGCACAGCCACGAGUGAAAAUGUAAAUCAUGGUGUUCACGAGUGAAAUAUAUUUCGAUCUUAUACUGAAACAAACAAAUUUUCUAUUUAUUUUAUGCAUUUUUAAUGGUUUUAACCAAAUUAUAUCCAGUUUGUCCGCGCAACGUCACGUGCAUCGCAUCAUGACGUCAUAAUAUCGUGACAUCAGGAUAUCUUUGUAGAAAAACUGUAAAGAAUUCUAUUACGUUUCCUGAUUUCUUUCACAUUUUAUUAUGAUAGAAUGUAAAUAUUUAUGAUCCUGUUACUAUUUUUACACAUCUAUACCUUUACUGAAGAAUAUUUUGCAAGGAACUUUCUGUCAUCUUUAAUUCAUAUUACUUUACAUUCAAGUGUAGUUCCGUACCUUUGAAAAUGAAAGUAAUAUUUUCACUGUUUGAAACAGUGAAAAUAUCAAUUUUAUUUCACUGAUAAAUUUCAGUAUUUCACAGAAGAGCAUAAAAUAAAAGGGUAUAUAUUGUGCAAAUGGUAGAUUUCUGUAAGGUUCAUUAAGAAAUUCUAGGCAUAAUAUUUUCAUUUGUAAUUCAUUGUAUAUAAUCUUGUUCAUGCUUAAAUUUAGGUAUUUUGAUUUCUAUUUAAUUCCGGUUAGACAUUAUCUACAUAUAGUAUUAUCUCUAAUUCUAACAAAAUAUGAAACCCAGGUAUGGUAUACAUGUAUAUUUGAAACUUGUUGGAUCAACAUUGUUGUCUAGUGGUAACACUGACUAUCAAACCAAAACUCCCAUGUUGUAGCCCCCACAACACUCCUCUCAAUGAAAAUUAUUUACGCUGGGAUAAUAGUCUUGUUUAGGGAGCUUCUGGAGUUAGAGUUUUCUGAUUCUUGCAUUACUCUCCAACUAAAAUUACGAACAAUCUAGUAGAGAAGCUACCUGUUUGGUUACUUGUGAUAACUAUAAAUAAAUGAAUAAAUUAAGUAAUUAAUAGUAUGAUACGACACAAGAAAGUUACCAUAAAACUAGCAGCCAAUUGUUGCAUCAUGAAUGACAAUAUCCACAGUUUUAAUGCGUAGAUAGAAAUAUAUUAUUUCCAACAAUAUUAAAAUGUAAAUUGAUUCUUAAAUUUUAGUAAAUCUCAGAAAUAUUUAUCAGUUGAUGAAAAUGAGUCAUGUAUAACCAUUUCUAAAAUACAUUAUCAUUUGUCUACACCUUGAACCUGGAAGAAAAAUUGAGUUUUUUUUUUAUAUGUAGCAAUAAGCUAUAUCAGAUUACUAAGGUCAGGACAAGUUGAAUAAGUAUUAACUUAUUAUAACUACCAUAUACCAGAGCUGUUUCACAUUUUGAUAGAAAGAAUUCAUGUCUGUGAUAGUUAAAGUAUGAACUUGUGUGUAGCUCAUCGUGUUUUGUCCUCAUAGCUGAUCGUGUUAUGUCCUCAUCAUAGUAUUUUCUAUUUCGAUACAUUAUGCAGUCACAAGCAAAUUCUGAGAGUUUGUUCUGUCCAUCUGGAUGUACCAAAGUACCAGAAAUAGCACUUACAUUUCUCUGUCUGCAGUAGUGUCAGUUUACUGUCAAAAGAUAAUAAAAAGCACAUAGAAACAUGUCAGUAAAAAUAGUUUUUCUUAAUCACAUGUCUUUAGGUGCAUUUAAAAGGGGAUAACUUUGUGUGGCUGAAGUGUUGUUAUGGCAACUUUUUCUGGCUUUUGAAGGUAGAGAAAGACCCAGGUUUCCCCUAAUAAAAUCAGUCCGGACUCUUAGAACUCCUUUCGAUUGUGAUUUUUUGAUUUACAUCAGUAUGUGUUAGCAAAAUCUCGAUUACGCAAUACAUUGUUGCCGUCUUUUCUUUUAUGGAUCAUGUUUAACUUGCAAAUUGAAAGCUUUUAUCUAUCACAGCCUUUAAACAUUGUAGUUGUUCUGAUAAAUGGAUUAUUUCUACAUUGUUUUUUUUUUUUGCUGAAUGAAAUAAGAAACUGUUAACUGUGUUCUAGUUUUGUGUGUUUGUUUUUAUAUGGAAUGUGUUCUGUAAUAAUCAAAGUACCAAUAUAUCUUGAAUAUAGUCUGUUAGCUUCUCUUUUUGUUAAUUAUUUACAUUCUUGUAAAUCAUGUAUUUUUACAAAUAAUUUACUUUUAAGAUAAAUGAAUCUAAUUA